Molecule: messenger RNA, 1323 nt
Organism: Mycosarcoma maydis (corn smut)
Lineage: Eukaryota; Fungi; Basidiomycota; Ustilaginomycetes; Ustilaginales
Exons: 1
Coding region: 1-1323 (440 amino acids)
Source: RefSeq, a predicted model, not a curated record
AUGUCCACUCUCGAGGGUGCGGUACCGCUCGGUAUGGGCAUCACGAAACUGCGACUUUGGGACGAGUUUCACCGGACACGUUGUGAUGCAAUGCAGUCAUCCACACAGCCGUCAGUGCUAUCGUCGCCAACAUCGACCAGAGAAAUUUCUGACACGUCAGUAUACAUCGCGCAUCAAAGCUCAAGGUCGGAACUCUCAACAGCUCUUUGUACUUUACCAUGGCAAAGUCUUAGCAGCAAAAUCCAUCCUGCUGAGUCCACCGAAUCUCAAAAAACUGGGAGCACAACGAGGGCGCCCGAGUAUGUGCAACAGCCAGCAUCUAGAGCUACGCCGUGGCGCCUAGACUUGAUCCACCCACGGGAUUCCGACUUUCCAGCUUCUCUUUCCGGCUUGUACCGAGUGGACCACCACAGGGAUGAUUUUUCAAAAUUCGACAAGUCGAAAUCGACGUUCAGCUGGGCAGAAGUUGCGGAAUAUACUCAUGGUAUCCUGCCACCGCCCGUACCACGUCAACCGGGGCCGUCUCGGCAGAAGCCACCGCCACUGGACGUGCGGAUCAAAGCCAAAGCACGUCGCGCCAAACGGAAACGGCAGAAAGCAGAACACCGACGACGGCUUUUCCUUGCACAGCUCGUUCAAGUCACUCGAUUGGCUCGUUUGCUAAACCGCGACACAGCAUCCGCAAACUCGCAAGCAGCAAUCUCAGGCACCAACUCCUCUACAUCAAAGACUGGGGCGGUGCAGAAGGCAUUGGCUCUUUUCCCGGAACGCCUCGGUGUCGAUCUGGGGAACUUCGUAGAAGUCGUCUUUGACACGGAUGCUCAGUCGUCCGAAAUCACCGCUCCCUCGGACAUUUCAGACGACGAGCUGGCGAGAGCGACCAGAACCGAAAUCGAAACACGGAGACAACUUGCGGGCGCAGAUAUAAAGGUACCUGGGGGCGUCUUUCGCUGGAUGGUGGCAAAAGACUUUGCCAGGUGCUGGCCAGAAAAGGUCCAGCAUGUUCGGGACAAUCCUUGGCCAGGCUUGGAGCAUGUUUGGGGGUCGCCUUCCGGUGAAAUAGGGGCUGAGGAGGCGCUGCAGAGCUGUGCUUGUGCGGACCAGAAGCGAUGCAGUCUAUUCAAAGCAAAGGAACCAGUUCGGUGGCAGAGCGGUCAUCGCAGCAGAUUCCUCCGGAGAAAAGAGAGAGACGAUGCAAACAGGCAGCCUCAAGAAUCAGCUCCUGCGACGGCAGGAAUUGCACGCCUCGAAAAACCAACACUCAUAGAUGAGGCUGAUGUCGAAAAACUAAAGGCGACACCUGCUCAGACCAGCAUCGGAUAG